AUGACAUCAAAUAUCGUGAGUACAGAUAACAACAAUCCUGCAGGUGACGAUAUUGACAAUUACCAAGCACAAGGACAAAUAGAGCUCUGUGACUGUACCAUUUUAAGGCCAACAAAACUAUUUAAGGCAGCUGAAAAAAGGGAUAUUGUGGAUAAACUAUCGAAGAUAAGACAUAGUAUCAAAGAAAUUAAGCAACAGUCAACAGCAUCUAUGAAAUUACAAAAAGCUUUGACUGAUUGUAAACCUGACAAAAUAGAGUACUUUAACCAUAGAGUUAGAGAACUUAAACAGAAAAUUUUCUUGGUGGAAACCAAUUCUUACAAUUCCCGAGCUACUUGUCUUCAAGGCUGGGUGGUAUGGAUUUUCACCAUAAUGAAAUAUUGCUCCAUGAUUGCUAUAAUUCCAGCAGGUGUAAUAGGCUUUCUCCAAUUAAAGGUGAUAUAUUUGAUACUAAUACUAGUGGCUGCUGUGGUAGGUAUAUUGUCAAAAGUUAUAAUAAGACAGCAACCAGAAUAUACACAAAGAUACCUUAAGUGUUGUUUUACUGUUGCUCUAUUAUUUAUAAGAAGAUUUGUGGUGUCCCGUAUUGAGACAAUGGUCGCACAUGUCGAUAAACAUAAAUAG
Naumovozyma dairenensis CBS 421 is the source of this 624-nucleotide messenger RNA. RefSeq lists its product as uncharacterized. The record is from RefSeq and is a predicted model, not a curated record. NCBI's taxonomy places the organism in Eukaryota, Fungi, Ascomycota, Saccharomycetes, Saccharomycetales, Saccharomycetaceae. The transcript has a single exon. The coding region runs from base 1 to 624 and encodes 207 amino acids.